Messenger RNA from Ylistrum balloti, 1590 nucleotides. RefSeq lists its product as uncharacterized. The record is from RefSeq and is a predicted model, not a curated record. The transcript has 5 exons. Gene Ontology annotation, molecular function: oxidoreductase activity. Lineage: Eukaryota; Metazoa; Mollusca; Bivalvia; Pectinida; Pectinidae. The coding region runs from base 1 to 1590 and encodes 529 amino acids.
AUGUGGUUAUGGAAGUCACUAUGUAUCACAAUUGUGGUAUAUUGCUGUCUGUUGAAAUCUUCUUAUUCUCAAGAUGUUACACUUGAUGAAGCACUUCAGUUACCCCGAAUCCACCGUAUGAUGUCCAAACCAAUCGAACCAAGGGGCGAAGCGUUUCCAAAUAUCACCGGUCCAGCAUCCUUCGAUUCAAGAAUAGCAGUCCUCGGGGCUGAUGCAGCCGGUGUUCACAUGGCUUAUAGGUUGAAGAAACUUGGGUAUACCAAUGUGAUUAUUUUGGAGCCGGAUGAUCACGUGGGUGGGGAUUCCCUGACUGUAUAUCAUAGAGGUGUGCGUCACGAACUUGGGACUGGUCACUUUCGAGUGGAGAACGCUGACAUCCUCUCAAUGAUUAUGGACUUUGGGAUGGGCCCAGUCCAUACUCUGGGCGAUAUUUCUUUGUGGCCUGACAGUGAGCAACACGAGGGAAUCUUGCAAUACUUAAUGAUUGACGCCAGUCAAAGAACAAAUGUCUCGAAUCCGGUCACUGUUCUCAAAAUGUUAUCCGACGCUGUGAUCACAUAUAUCGACAUACAUAGGGAAGUAUUUGGUGACUAUGAUGGUACGUUGAUGCAGCGUCCUCUUGAACACCACAUACAGAAGAUUAAUGGUACUAUCGAGGAUUUUCUACAACGUAACCGUAUCACUAUAUUAGAGUCGUUAUUUCGAAUACUGUUUACCUCUCAGGGGUAUGGUCACCUAGAUAAAAGCGCAGCGUUUUAUGCCUUGAUGUUUGUCACACCGCAACGGUUGAUCAGGAUGUUAGAGUCACUGGUAGAUCCAACAAACAUUGGGGACACUUACGUUUUGGAACGCGGAUUUUCAGCUUUAUGGUCAGAAAUUGUGGCUAAGGCUAAUCUUGAUGUUAGAUUUAAUCAGAAUAUUUCUUUCAUCAUUCGGACUCCUGAAAGAAUUGAUAUAUAUUACAAUUAUAUUGAAAAUUCAGGGAAUGUGGAAACGUACGAUUUUCUGAUUAUUGCCAGGGAUAUGAGUAAAGUUCUUGAUAUAUUGGACACGUCCUGGAUCGAGCGGCAGAUUUUUAGUCAUCUCACACCCUCGUUUAUGACGUCAUCCCUGAUUGAUACAAAUUUUGGUAAGCGUGGCCCCCUGCCAAGAGCCUCCUACAUGUUUAACAUCAAAUCAAGGACAGAUCAUUCCGUUUUGUAUCAUGAAGAUUCGUACAGUAUAUUGAACCACAUUCGUGGAACUAAUUACAGCCGCGGAUUAAUAGCGGGAGGAAAUGACGGUGAACUGUAUCAGUCUAUUGUAGUGCGACAAUUUGGGGAUUCAUUUCCGUCGACAGAAGACAUCAACACAGGAUUUUUGAAACAUGCAGAUUUAUACGGCAUUACACAUGGUCUGGUCUUAGCUAGGAAAACAUGGAACUAUUUUCCACGCUUUGGACCGGCGGAAGUAGCAGCAGGCAUUUUAUGGGAUAUAUUUACACUACAGGGACAGAAGAACACGUGGUUUAUAGGACCAUCGGUCUGCUUUGAAUCCUUAAAUAGUGUCAUUGAUUAUAAUAAUCGUAUCCUCCAGUACUACACGCUCUAA